Eupeodes corollae is the source of this 650-nucleotide messenger RNA. Its product is annotated as glutathione S-transferase 1-like. The transcript has a single exon. Gene Ontology annotation, biological process: glutathione metabolic process. The record is from RefSeq and is a predicted model, not a curated record. The annotation marks the transcript as partial. Gene Ontology annotation, molecular function: glutathione transferase activity. NCBI's taxonomy places the organism in Eukaryota, Metazoa, Arthropoda, Insecta, Diptera, Syrphidae.
UUUUGCACGGUCUCGAACCAAGUCCUGCCUGUAGAAACAGUUCUUCUCACUCUAAAUGCUCUCGGCUUGGAAUUCAAAAUUAAAAAAGUUCAAAUUUCAAAAUUCGAGCAGAAAUCCGAAGAGUUCCGUAAAAAAAAUCCAUUGCAAUUGGUACCUGUUUUGGAGGACGAGGAUAAAUUCUUAGCUGAUAGCCAUGCGAUUUCGGCCUAUCUAGUGCGAAAGUAUGCCAAAGAUGACAGCUUAUAUCCGAAGGACUUCAAGCAACGUGCCCUGGUCGAUCAUCGUCUCUUUUUCGAUUCGGGAGUGCUGUUCGCUGCUUUAAAUAGUAUUACCAUUGGAGUAUUCCAAAAGAGUGAUCCCACAAUUCCCCAAGACAAACACGAUUCCGUCAUUAGUGGUUAUGAAAUUUUGGACAAAUUUCUAGAAAACAACAACUAUGUAGCUGGAGAGAAUGUGACAAUUGCGGAUUUUAGUCUUUUAGCCACUGUCUCCAGCUUGGAUUGCUUAAUACCAAUCGAUGGGAAGAAAUUUGCUAAAUUGAUGGCAUGGAAGGAACUCAUGACAAAGUUGCCCUACUACGAGAGAGGCAAUGAAUUGGGAUUAGCGUUAUUUGCUAAAAAAUGUGAAACUGCUUUAAAAAAAGAAUAAAA